AUGGCUGACGAUGCUGCUCGCCGCCAUUGGCACGGAAACUCCGGUGAUCGCCAUGAACAUCUCAAUGUUUGGACGCAGGGUGGUGCAAAGGGUCCUACGCCCCGUGCUCCAUGGGCACUGACCCCGGAGAUGAUUGCCUACGAUACUGCUCGUCGGGCAUCGGCCGCUUCAAACUCCUCUGUCAAGAGCGAUGGAGCCGCUGACUCCCCCACAACUCCGUCCGUUAGUGAACGCCGCCGUUCCAGCGUUUCCGGUGGAUCAGCUCUCUUCACAAACCUCCACACCCAGAAGCGGGAGUCUACUGAUCCGGAAUUUUCUGUUCGUCGUGCCAGCUGGAAUGAGCAGCGUGGUCAGAGUGAUUCGUUUUUGGGUAAGUUGUGGGAUAAUUAUACUCGGGGAAGUCCUCGAAAUUAA
Molecule: messenger RNA, 414 nt
Organism: Penicillium taxi
Lineage: Eukaryota; Fungi; Ascomycota; Eurotiomycetes; Eurotiales; Aspergillaceae
Exons: 2
Coding region: 1-414 (137 amino acids)
Source: RefSeq, a predicted model, not a curated record